AUGAGUGCACAGAUGAGCCAGAUGAGAAAAGACCUCGAAGAGAACGAGGAGGCCCAGGCGUACAUGCAGGCGUUGCGGGGGGCGGGGAUCAGGGACUACGCCUCCGCCGAAGGAGAGAUGCGUCUCCUGGAGAUCGAGGACGGCGAGGCGGAGGGGGCGGGAGGAGAAACGGACAGGCUUCCGCUGGUGUAUGACCCGGAGGCCCUCAAGGAUUACUUUGCUCGAAGACCUCAGGUGGCAACGAGGCGAACCCUUCAGCUCGCUGGGGCGUUCUCGGGCUUCGUUACGAGCUACCUCCUCGACUUGGCAAGGGGAAAAGUGAAGGAGAACGAGAUUGCGCGGGCGAUACAGCUGCGCGAGAUUAUCACGUCGCUGGGCCCCUUCUACAUCAAGCUGGGGCAGGCGCUGUCGAUCCGACCGGACAUUCUGUCCCCCGGCGCGAUGGUGGAGCUGCAGAGACUUUGCGACAAGGUCCCGUCGUUCGACAGCACCAUCGCAUUCUUGACGAUGGAGUUGGAAUACGGGAGGCCAGUGGAGGAAAUAUUUGUGGAUAUCACACCGGAGCCUCUCGCGGCAGCCUCCCUCGGACAGCGGACGGAUCUCGUGGCCCUCCUGGACGAGUUCGCGAGUCGUUUCUUCGACGAGCUGGACUACGUCAAGGAGUGCGCCAACGGCGUCGCCAUCAGGGACCAGAUGCAGCACAUCAAGCAGGUGGUGGUGCCAUUCAACUACCCGGAGUUCACGACCAGGCGCGUGUUUGUGUCGGAGUGGAUCGACGGCGAGAAACUUAGCCAGAGCAAGGCGGACGACGUGCAGGACCUCGUCAACGUCGGAGUCACGGCCUACCCCCAUCCGGGUAACCUCAUCCGAACCCCGGACGGCAAGCUGGCCAUCCUCGACUUUGGCCUCAUGACGCAGAUCACCGACAACCAGAAGUUCGGCAUGAUCGAGGCGAUCUCGCACCUGGUUCACCGCGACUACGAGGGGAUCGGGGACGACUUCAAGCGCCUCGACUUUAUCCCCGAAGAGGUGGACGUUACCCCGAUCAUCCCGGCCCUGACGAACGUGUUCAACAUGGCCCUCGCCGGCGGUGGCGCUAAGAGCAUCAACUUCCAGGCCUUGGCUUCGGACCUGGCGCAAAUCACCUUCGAAUACCCCUUUCGCAUCCCGCCGUACUUCGCGCUCAUCAUCAGGGCCAUCGGCGUGCUGGAAGGGAUCGCGCUGGUGGGCAACCCCGGCUUCGCUAUCGUGGACGAGGCCUACCCCUACAUCUCCAAGCGCCUGCUGACGGAUGACAGCCCCAGGCUCAGGGAGGCCCUCCGCUACAUGAUCUACGGCAAGAGCAAUGUCUUCGACGUGGAGAGGUUGAUCGACCUCCUUCAGGCGCUGGAAUCCUUCCAGGCCAAGGGAGACACGACGACACCGACACAACAAACGGGGUCGGCGCUAUCGACGACGACCUUGGCAGCGCCAGCGACCGCGGCGGCGGGAGGGGGACCAGGGCCGGGGAGGGUUGCCGCGGUGACAACCCCGUCGAGCGACGCGAGGGAGGCGUUGAGGUUCCUGUUCGGGAAGGACGGGGAGUUCUUCAGGGAGUUCCUGUUGGAUGAGGUGGUGAAGGGCGCCGACUGCCUGGGAAGGGACGCGGCGAGAGAGCUGGCUUUCACGGUGGGCCUCAGGGGCAGCAACGUGCCCAACCUGCUGAGGGCGGUGACGCCGAAGCUCAGCGACGAGGACCGGAAGGUGGUGGACAACACCAACAAGCUCCUCGCCUUCCUGCUGGGGAACCUCCAGGACGAAUCCCAGACAAAGCAGCGACAGACCCCGGUCAACCCCGCCCAGGGACUGUUCGGCCUCCGCGUGGCAACUCCCCCCUUCAACCUCCUGGGCCUGGGGACAUCUGCGCGGGGCACCGCAUUGCGAGAGGAGCUGACCCCAGUGAUUCGGGAGCUGGGGCCGGAGAUGAGGGAGUUCGGCUUACAGGUGGUGGGUCGGCUCACCGAAAAGCUUGCCACGAGGGUGCUGCGCUACACCAGCGGGCGCGUCCUUAACAACUACUACAACGACGGUGGCGGCGGGGAAGGCAGCAGGGGCACGAGCCGCGGCGGCGCCGGCGGUCAGUACGGCGCAAGAGCAUCGCCAGCAGCAGCGGGAGCGGGAGCGGGAGCGGGAGCGGGAGCGGGAGCGGCGACGUCUUCGUCUUUUUCCACGCGCGGCAACGGGGUUUCGAGCCCCGGGAGGGUGGCGAGGCCGGGGGGUCGAAAGUUCGGAGAGGGCUUGUGAAGAGGGGGGGGGGCUAUGGGGCAUGACCUACCUGGCUGUGCCCCCCAUUGAUUGUAGAUGGAAGUUGGGCUGGUCUUCGCCGUGGUAUGGGGACUCUCUGCGAAAACGCCAGAAGGGUGGGAGUUCACAGGAGGAGAUUUUGGCGCCAGAUUUUUCUGUGCACACAGGUUUUUGCAGCUUGUUUUUGCCGCUGAGGACGGUUUUUGAGUCGGGUAAUUCUUUGUGUUUUUUGUGGUCCGUGGUUCGUUUUUUUCGGUAGUUUGUUUUCCCCAUAACAAGAGUAGGGGGCUGGGGUUAACGUGCAUGCGCCUUAGGAGUGAUGUGAUCGGCAUUGUCUUCUUGCAGACUGCCCCCCCCCCCCCCCCCCCCGGCGGGGGGGCGGGGGUUCCCCGGCUCUCUUGGGGGUUUAAUGGCCGGCCCCCGGGGGGGUUU
Molecule: messenger RNA, 2715 nt
Organism: Ectocarpus siliculosus
Lineage: Eukaryota; Phaeophyceae; Ectocarpales; Ectocarpaceae
Source: the annotation of a GenBank genome assembly